Heterocephalus glaber (naked mole-rat) is the source of this 4202-nucleotide messenger RNA. NCBI's taxonomy places the organism in Eukaryota, Metazoa, Chordata, Mammalia, Rodentia, Bathyergidae. The record is from RefSeq and is a predicted model, not a curated record.
GGCGGUGGCGGUGGCGGUGGCGGCGGCGCGGCGCCGGCAGCCGGGCGCAAGAUGAUGAAGUUUCGGUUCCGGAGGCAGGGCGCCGACCCGCAGCGCGAGAAACUCAAGCAGGAGCUCUUCGCUUUCAACAAGGCUCUGAGUGGAUGGGGCUACAGUGCCCAGGAAUGUGUCCCCAGCAGCCCUCCCUCCCCACAGACUGUGGAGCAUGGAUUCCCCAAUCAGCCCAGUGCCCUGGCCUUCGAUCCUGAACUUCGAAUCAUGGCUAUCGGCACCAGGUCUGGGGCCGUCAAGAUCUAUGGUGCACCUGGUGUGGAGUUUACAGGCCUACACAGAGAUGCGGCCACUGUCACCCAGAUGCAUUUCUUGUCUGGCCAGGGCCGCCUCCUGACUCUGCUGGAUGACAGUAGUCUGCAUCUCUGGGAGAUCAUCCACCAUAAUGGCUGUGCCCACUUGGAGGAAGCACUCAGCUUCCAGCCACCCAGCCGGCCCAGCUAUGAAGGUGUCAGUGCACCUGCCAGCCUCACCCGCAUCACAGUGGUCUUGCUGGUGGCUACUGAUGACACAGCUGUCCUGGGCACUGAGGGUGGUACUGUCUUUUUCCUGGAUGUCACCACCUUGAUGCUGCUGGAGGGACAGACCCUCAGCCCAGAUGAGGUUCUGCACAGUGUGCCAGAUGACUACCGGUGUGGGAAGGCUUUGGGCCCUGUGGAGUCACUCCAGGGGCACCUCGUGGACCCUACUAAGAUCCUCAUUGGGUAUAGCCGAGGCCUGCUGGUCAUUUGGAAUCAGGUUACACGGUGUGUGGACCACAUCUUCUUGGGGAACCAGCAACUGGAGAGCCUGUGUUGGGGGCGGGGCGGUGGCACCAUCAUCAGCUCACACAGCGAUGGCAGCUAUGCUGUCUGGUCGGUGGAAACUGGCAGCUCCCUGACACUGCAGCCCACUGUGGCCACCACACCCUACGGCCCCUUUCCCUGCAAGGCCAUCAACAAGAUUCUGUGGCGGAACUGUGAAUCUGGGGGCCACUUUAUUAUCUUCAGUGGUGGCAUGCCCCGAGCCAGCUAUGGUGACCGCCACUGUGUGAGUGUGCUGCGAGCGGAGACACUGGUGACGUUGGACUUUACCUCCCGCAUCAUUGACUUCUUCACAGUGCACAGCACAGGGCUGGAGGAUGACUUCGACAACCCACGGGCCCUAGCCGUGCUGCUAGAGGAGGAGCUGGUGGUGCUUGACCUGCAGACACCUGGCUGGCCAGCUGUGCCUGCCCCCUACCUGGCCCCGCUGCACUCGUCCGCCAUCACCUGUUCUGCCCAUGUUGCUAACGUCCCUGCCAAGCUCUGGGCCCGAAUUGUGAGCGCUGGCGAGCAGCAGAGCCCGCAGCCUGUCUCCAGUGCCUCGAGCUGGCCCAUCACCGGGGGCCAGAACCUGGCCCAAGAGCCAUCACAGCGAGGGCUGCUGCUGACUGGCCAUGAGGAUGGCACUGUGCGGUUCUGGGAUGCCUCUGGUGUGGCACUGCGGCCACUCUACAAGCUGAGCACGGCUGGCCUCUUUCAGACAGACUGUGAACACGUGGACAGCCUGACCCAGGCUGCUGAGGAUGACUGGCCGCCCUUCCGCAAGGUGGGCUGCUUUGACCCCUACAGUGAUGAUCCCCGGCUUGGUGUGCAGAAAGUGGCCCUCUGCAAGUACACAGCCCAGAUGGUGGUGGCAGGCACUGCAGGCCAGGUACUGGUGCUGGAGCUCAGUGACAUGCCAGCGGAGCAGGCGGUCAGUGUAGCCAGUGUGGACCUCCUCCAGGAUCGUGAGGGCUUCACGUGGAAGGGCCAUGAGCGGCUGAGCCCACGCACAGGGCCACUCCUGUGGCCUGCCGGCUUCCAGCCCCGUGUGCUGGUGCAGUGCCUGCCCCCAGCUGCUGUCACCGCUGUCACACUCCAUACGGAGUGGAGCCUUGUGGCCUUUGGCACCAGUCAUGGCUUUGGCCUUUUUGACUAUCGGCGCAAGAGCCCAGUACUGGCCAGGUGCACCCUUCACCCAAACGAUUCCCUGGCCAUGGAGGGGCCACUGUCCCGGGUGAAGUCCCUCAAGAAGUCGCUGCGCCAGUCUUUCCGGCGCAUCCGCAAGAGCCGAGUCUCGGGCAAGAAGCGGGCUGCUAAUGCCAAUAGCAAGUUGCAAGAGGCCAAUGCACAACUGGCAGAGCAAGCCUGCCCCCAUGAUGUGGAGAUGACACCUGUGCAGCGCCGCAUCGAGCCUCGGUCUGCUGAUGACUCCCUCUCAGGCGUUGUGCGCUGCCUCUACUUUGCUGACACAUUCCUUCGAGAUGCGGUCCACCAUGGGCCCACUAUGUGGGCAGGCACCAACUCAGGCUCCGUGUUUGCCUAUGCACUGGAGGUGCCAGCAGCCAUGGCAGGAAGUGAGAAGCGGCCUGAGCGGGCAGUGGAGGCUGUGCUGGGCAAAGAGGUGCAGUUGAUGCACCGGGCACCUGUAGUGGCCAUCGCUGUGCUGGAUGGACGUGGCCGCCCACUGCCUGAGCCCUAUGAGGCCUCUCGGGACCUGGCACAGGCGCCUGACAUGCAGGGUGGGCAUGCUGUGCUCAUUGCAUCAGAGGAGCAGUUUAAGGUGUUCACACUGCCCAAGGUGAGCGCCAAGACCAAGUUCAAGCUAACAGCCCAUGAGGGCUGUCGUGUGCGAAAGGUAGCCCUGGCCACGUUUGCUAGUGUGGCCUGUGAGGACUAUGCCGAGACCUGCCUGGCUUGCCUCACCAACCUGGGCGAUGUGCAUGUCUUCUCGGUGCCUGGCUUGCGGCCCCAGGUACACUACUCCUGUAUUCGAAAGGAGGACAUCAGUGGCAUCGCCUCAUGUGUCUUCACACGCCAUGGCCAGGGCUUUUACCUGAUUUCCCCAUCAGAAUUUGAACGCUUCUCCCUGAGUGCCCGAAACAUCACAGAGCCACUCUGCUCUCUGGACAUCGGCUCCACCCGGGUCAGGGUCCGAGAGUCGCCCAAGCUGAGCCAGGCUAAUGGAACCCCAAGCAUCAUCCUGGCUCCCCAGAGCCAUGACGGAAGCCCUGAUCCUGCCCACAGCAAGGGAGCUGGUGAGGGGCGCUCACGGAAUGGGGGCGGGCUGUGGCCUGAUGGUGUCAUGGGGAGGAAUGAGGACGCUGCUCAGGGAUGGGGCAGGCUUCUGCAGGGGCAGCAGCUGAGCCAGGGCUGGAUGCUGCACAGAGGAGUGGCAGACACCCCAGAGCUGCCUGAGGCCACACUCUCACCCAUGUCCAUUGACUCGGCUACCAGCGCUGACACUACAUUGGACACGACAGGGGAUGUCACAGUGGAGGAUGUGAAGGAUUUCCUGGGCUCUGAGGAGUCGAAGAAUCUGAGGAACCUGGCGGAAGAUGAACCUCAUGCCUGCACCAUCCUGAUCAAAUGAGGAAGACCAGCGUGAUCCCAGCCAUCUCUUGCCCUGCCUGGAGCUGGCAUCCUGGAUCCCCGGCUUCUGCCUGGUCCCUUAACAUAGACCCAUAUCUGCUAACCUGUGGGCGCCAGUGGACCUGCCAUCCUGUCCCCACCAAGACUGGGCCCUGGAGCUGCCCUCUGAGGGGCUCUUCCUGGGGCCUGUUGACAAGGCUGGCUGAAUCCUUCCUAGGGCAAGUGGCUGCCCUGGGGCUGCUGCCUCUGGGAAAGGGCAGACGGGGCUGAACAUCAGGCCACCUCCCACUCCACACACACCCAUCCUCCCUUUGCAGAGUAUUUUUCUAAUGCCAGUGCUGGUCUGGAUAGUUAUUUCUAAAACUAUUUUGGUACUUGCCCCCAGGCCAGCCCUCAGCCUGUGUGUGUGUGUGAUGGAGAACCCUGCUGGGCAUCUCAGCUGGGCUAUUAGGUAUGUGUGUGUUGGGGGGAUCAGGAUGGGCUUCCCUGUAGAUUGUACCUUGAACUUUUUUUCUGGCCUUUUUUAAAAGUUAGUGUUGUUUUAAUAUUAAGAAUACUGAUUUUUAAUAUUGAAAAUAAAAGCAUUUAAUAUCUCUUAAAGAGCAACCACAUCUGCUUUGUCCCGGGUAGGGGGUUUCACAUGUGUGGUCACACUGCGGGGAGGCUGUUUUCCCAGACCCCCACUGGUGCUGCAUGGGGCUGUGUGCUGUUGGGUACAGGAGCACUGGUGGGUGGCCAGGCCAGGGGCUGUCAUCUGGGUACAUUCUCAGCUAGUAG